This is a messenger RNA of Sorex araneus (European shrew), 963 nucleotides long. Its product is annotated as olfactory receptor 10AG1-like. Gene Ontology annotation, molecular function: G protein-coupled receptor activity; olfactory receptor activity. The transcript has a single exon. Gene Ontology annotation, cellular component: membrane. Gene Ontology annotation, biological process: G protein-coupled receptor signaling pathway. NCBI's taxonomy places the organism in Eukaryota, Metazoa, Chordata, Mammalia, Eulipotyphla, Soricidae. The record is from RefSeq and is a predicted model, not a curated record. The coding region runs from base 1 to 963 and encodes 320 amino acids.
AUGGAAUCAUCAGGACAAAAUCCCCCAAGGGAAAACCAUACCAGAGUAGUGGAAUUCAUUUUGAUCAGUUUUUCUGAUGUGCCUGAACUUCAAGGAUUUCUUUUUGGAGUGUUUUUGAUCAUCUAUGCAACAAUUUUGAUGGGAAAUAGCCUCAUUCUCAUAAUAACCAAGAUUGACGCUGCACUCAAUACCCCCAUGUAUUUUUUCCUCAGUAAUUUUUCUUUCUUGGAAAUUUGCUUUGUGACAGUGACUGCCCCCAGAUUAUUAGCAGAUCUUCAAAGACAAAACAGAAGUAUUUCCUUUGUGGCCUGUGCUAUCCAAAUGUAUUUUUUUCUGAUCUUGGGUGCUACCGAGUGUUUCUUUCUCACCGUCAUGGCUUAUGACAGGUAUGUGGCCAUUUGCAACCCCUUGCUCUACCAUCUCAUCAUGAACAAUAGACUGUGCCUUCAACUGGCAACUGUAUGUUGGGUCAGUGCCAUUCCAGUAUACACCGGCUUCACCUAUCACGUCUUCUCUUUGUCCUUCUGUGGUUCUAACCAGUUAAACCAUUUCUUCUGUGAUAUACCACCAGUAGUUCAGCUUGCUUGUGGGGACGUAUUUAUGACUGAGAUGUUGGUUUACAUGAUAGCUGUUCUUGUUGCUGCCACUCCUUUUACAUUAAUACUGUGCUCCUACGUGAAUAUUAUCUCCACCAUCCUGAAGCUGCCAUCAGCAACUGGGAGAGCCAAGGCCUUCUCGACUUGCUCUUCUCAUCUCACCGUUGUGAUUUUAUUCUUUGGAUCGGGCAUCAUCGUGUACUUUAAGCCAAUAUCAAGUCCCUCCACAGGGAUGGAAAAAAUACUUUCCCUUAUAUAUACCAUUGUCAUACCCAUGUUUAACCCCAUGAUAUAUUGUUUGAGAAACAAAGAUGUUACGAUGGCACUGAGGAAAUUUCUCCUGAAAUGCAAUGACUCAAAGGCAUAA